AUCAGAUUUUCAAAUUAAAUGUCUACUAUUUUUUUUUUAAAUUUAAUUGAACCUCUGACAAUAAAAGUAUCAACUGCUGUCUCUGUUCAGCUUUGUUUGGCCAGCCUGUUUGCCUCCUCUUUUCAGCAGCAAGCCACAGAUCAAGUCUGGCAGAAGCAACAUUCCCACCGUAAUUUCUCUGGAAAUUGUGAAGUCUAAUUUAUUUAGCAAUCUUGCAGCUUUAGAAUAAAUGGAUUAAAAUACAAAGCGCAUUCUUCACUGGCAGCUCUAAACAGCCCAAGAAAGUCCACCCCAAAAUGAGUGCAAGCCAUAUUUGGCUCAGUUAGACUAUAGUUGGCCAAGCUGUGUUCUCCAGAACAAGACAAGUCUGCUGACUGUGGUCCAUUGAUUGAAACACUGUUACUGCUUGUACAUUCACUUGCUCUCUCUGGCAUGUCAUACGUUAGAAUCUGCUUGUCUUCCUGAUGGGUGGUGACAAAUAAAAAGCCACCAACUUCUCUUUGUUUCACGUUCUCUUAUUUCUUUGCAGGCAUACGGACGCUGACCUUCUCAGUCCCUUCUUCUACUAAAAUGGCUCUGAGUGGUAAAACUGCAGUAGUGACUGGAGCUGCGAUGGGAAUAGGAAAAGCGAUAACGGAGAUUCUUCUAAAAAAUGGUGCCAAGGUUGUACUUCUGGAUAAGAAUAAAGCCGCAGGGGAGAGUUUGGUCGAAGCCCUGAGCAAAGAGUACGAACCAGAUCGAAUGCUGUUCAGGGAAUGCAACAUAAAAUCAGAUGAGGAGUUCAAAGCUGCCUUUCAGAAAGCCGUAGAAACCUUUGGAGGAAUCGACAUCUUGUGCAACAAUGCCGGCAUGUUCGAUGAGUCUGAGUGGGAGAAUAUGGUCUCCACAAACCUCGUGGGCUCUAUUAGGGGAACUUAUUUGGCUCUGGAGCACAUGAACAAAUCGAAGGGAGGUCAAGGAGGGAUCAUCAUCAAUGUUUCAUCCUUGGCAGGUCUUGGACCUUUGCUUACGGCUCCUGUCUACUCGGCUACUAAACACGGGCUGGUCGGAUUUACUCGAUCCAUUGCAGCUGCCUUUGCAGCAUCAGACUAUGGUAUACGGGUCAAUGCUAUUUGCCCAGGUUUUGUUGAAACAAACCUGAUCUCUGAAAUCAAAUCUCAAACGGGUCAAUUUGCCCACCUGGUAGAUGCAAGACUUCAGAUACGAGAGAAUCUUGGGGUGUUAACUGCAACCGAGGUAGCAGAGUGCAUCCUUGAGCUGGUAACAGAUGAGACCAAAAAUGGAGAGGCCCUCGUGGUCGUAAAGGACUCAAAAUUUUAUGUGACUUUCCCAACACUGGAUAAGAGCAGCGACAAACCAUAAAAUCAUCAUGUCAGUAUCUGAUAUCAUUCUUUAAGUACACUUGAAGUUAAAACACACAAAUAAAAUAAACAACAAACAAAGAAAUACUCCUCAAACUAUGUUUUGUUUUGGUUUUGCCUCUCCCCAUAAGAUUUUUGGUAUUGUGUGUCAUUAUUCUGUACCUUGAAAAGUUUUGAAUGAAUUCUGGUUGAACUUUGUAAGGGUUUGGUGUGGGGUCAUGUUAACAACCUAUUAAAAUUUGGCUUACAUCCAACAAGGUUUUCAUGGUCAACUUAAUGAUUUGUUGGUUAAAAAUGGGCAAAAAUCCUUAUUACUUAGAGACUAUGAAGUAUGUUGUCAACAUACAGAAAGCACCUCAUAAAGAUUUUAAAUAUCAUGUCACAUUUGAUGUCUGACCUCUCCUUUAAGGUCAAAUAAGGUUAAAAUAUUCAUAAAAUGUCUUUUAUCUUUAAACUGUGCUUAAACGACUGUAGUGUGGUAUCAUGUUCACCUUACACAAGAAAGUCUGGUUUCAAAUCACUACAGUAAACUAACAAUCUUCAUGAACAAUGAGGCUUCUGAACUGCUUAAAUUCCUCUACUAAUACACUAUUAAGUAUCAUGGGAAAAUAAUGUAAGUUAUUUAUGAGCAGCCAUCCACGAUUGACUGAAGUGGCUGUUGACUAGUAGGAUCACUGUUGAAGCACUAAUUGAUUUAUUAAUCAUAGUGAGGGUUGUGUGGAUGCAGGCAACCACUAAAUAGAUGCAAGAACUCUACUUACUUAUAAUUUCAUUUCAUAUCCUUAUGCUUUCUUGUGAUGGGCCUUGUUUUGACAUUCAUAUCGAGAUCCAUGCAGACAACAACCAGAUUUUGAGAUACAGAUUCACACAAACAGCCAAGACUAGAUUCUUUUGACUAAUUUCCAAUAAAAUAUUAUCUGUCACUGUUGGGAGAACAUUUUUGAGACUUCUAUUCUUAUAUUUUAGAACACAUGACAUUUUUUAAUGUUAUCUAAUCAUUUUCACAAAAUCACAAAUCAUAUUUAUUUUAGAACAUAUGACAAUUUUGCAUAUCAUUAAUAUAAUAUUGUACAAUUAAAACAUGCAUCAUAUUCGUUUGUUUCUUUAUAUGUGCUGCAUUUGUAUUCCGAUUGACCCCAUAGAAACACAUGCGUAGUUUCCGUAGUGUAGUGGUUAUCACGUUCGCCUAACACGCGAAAGGUCCCCGGUUCGAAACCGGGCGGAAACAUGUUCGUUUUUUUCUCCUCUUCUUCAAACAUGGCUUCAUAUGUAUCACAACUGUGUUUUCAAGACACAGGUCACCUCAAACCAUGUUUUCUUUUGGUUUUGCCUUCUUUGCCAAGAAGGUUAUGUUUUUGGUAUUUUGUAUCAUUAUUCUGUACGUAAACACUUAUGUAAAAACUUAUAGAAAGUACCCCAUAAAGAUUUUAAAUAUCAUGUCACAUUUGACCUCUGACCCCUCUUUCAAGGUUAAAUAAGGCCAAAUUUUCAUAAAAUGUCUUUUAUCUUCAAACUGUGCUUAAAGGACUGCUAAAAAAAACAUCACAACAUCAAAACCAGUCUAACUAUAACCCAUGUCUGUGGCAGAAACAUUUUCCUUUUUGGAAACUGACCCCAGAGUGACACUCCACCAGCGUCUGUAGUGUGGUAUCAUGUUCGCCUUACACAAGAAAGUCUGGUUUCAGUGAAGUAACGAUAUUCAUGAACAAUGAGGCUUUUUAACUGCUCAAAUUCACAAAGAAUUAAUGCAGUUCUGAAUGCAAGAGGAGGUUCAGCUAGCAGGGUGCAGACAAAAAAAGUGGCCGGAGUGUGAAUAGAAACCAUCCUGUAAUAAAGAAUCUUAAUGUAUUACGUUACUCAGGCAUUACAUCUGUGGGUGUUGGUAUAUUGUGUGCAUGAUCAAGUUUGAACGCGUUGAAGUGCUUGAGCUCUGGGAAACCCGCACCGUUUAUCCCAGCGUGAAGAAAAGGAAAAGUGUGUUUCAACUUUGACCUUUCACAUGUCACGCAAACAUGAAAACCACUACUCUAUUUAUGCUCCAUUUAAUCUUCUUGUGGCUUCUGUUCUUGAAGAGAGAGAUCUAGAGAGAGAGAGGAAGACAGAUCUCCCAAUAAAAAUACAUUUUAAAAAAAGCAGAAUGGAGUUUUGUAUGGAAGAAAUAUAGUGUCAUCAGAAUCC
Pelmatolapia mariae (spotted tilapia) is the source of this 3539-nucleotide messenger RNA. RefSeq names its product 15-hydroxyprostaglandin dehydrogenase [NAD(+)]-like. The transcript is spliced from 7 exons. Lineage: Eukaryota; Metazoa; Chordata; Actinopteri; Cichliformes; Cichlidae. Gene Ontology annotation, molecular function: oxidoreductase activity, acting on the CH-OH group of donors, NAD or NADP as acceptor. Gene Ontology annotation, cellular component: cytoplasm. The coding region runs from base 571 to 1362 and encodes 263 amino acids. The record is from RefSeq and is a predicted model, not a curated record.